AUGACUGGAAGAGAGGAUGCCUCUGAUGGAAAACCAAAGGGAAAAGCAUUAGCCCCCAGUGCUGGAAACGAGAAAUCAGUCAGACUGAACGCAUCUGGUUUUAGAUCCAAGGGCUUCGGCAUUACAGAUCUGCUUGGUUUGGAGACGGAGCUGAAACCCUCCGCUGGUCCUGAAGAAGGUUACAAUGUAGAGGGUCACCGCCCCCGGAUGGGGGUCCUUGCAUUUGCAGGGGGGUCCUUGCCCCUCGGUCUGGGAUUCCUGUGCAGUCUGGCAGCCCAGCAAACCUCAGCAGCACCCUGCUUCCUUCCGAGUCACGUCCCUGUUCUUCACACUAGGACAGAAGCACAGUUUAUGCAGAAUGUGGAGCAACACAAGAAAAACUACUCCGACGAUGAUAGUUUUUCUGGAGACCUGAACGACUUAAAAAACUCAGCAAACUCCCGAAAUAAAAGGAAAAAGAGGCGACACAGGACAGUAUUUACUGCUCAUCAACUGGAAGAGUUAGAGAAGGCGUUCCACGAAGCUCACUACCCCGAUGUCUAUGCAAGAGAAAUGUUAGUCAUGAAAACGGAAUUGCCUGAAGACAGAAUACAGGUGUGGUUUCAGAACCGGAGAGCAAAGUGGAGGAAACGCGAGAAAUGCUGGGGUAGAAGCAGCGUGAUGGCUGAAUACGGGUUAUAUGGAGCAAUGGUGAGGCAUUCCAUACCGCUUCCAGAAUCAAUAAUCAACUCAGCUAAAACUGGAAUGACGGGAUCUUGCGCCCCCUGGCUGCUAGGUAUGCACAAAAAGUCUUUAGAUCCAGCAAAGAAGCUCAGCAACGUGUCAGAAGGAAGUCAUUCAGAAUCUGGUUUAGAAGAAACGAAAUUAAAAGACAGCGACAUCCAGUGGGAAAAUAAUGUAAAUACAAUGGACAAUUUAGAGGAUAUGGCAAUUGACCUUUCCAGCCCUGCAAAACAGGACAUAAAAAUCACUUUGAAACCGUCUAACAUGAAGUCACAAAACAAAUCACGCAGCGAAAGCUAAACGCAUGUAGUAGAUAAUGCAGUUUUAACGGACACUGAGACUGUGAGUAAUAU
Molecule: messenger RNA, 1076 nt
Organism: Polyodon spathula (Mississippi paddlefish)
Lineage: Eukaryota; Metazoa; Chordata; Actinopteri; Acipenseriformes; Polyodontidae
Product: visual system homeobox 1-like
Exons: 5
Coding region: 1-1023 (340 amino acids)
Biological process (GO): regulation of DNA-templated transcription
Cellular component (GO): nucleus
Molecular function (GO): DNA-binding transcription factor activity, RNA polymerase II-specific; transcription cis-regulatory region binding
Source: RefSeq, a predicted model, not a curated record